AUCAUAUGUGAAAAAGGAUUAUUCUCAUGAGAAAAUCACGUGUAAGAUUAACAUGAAAAAUCGUGCGUGAAAAAUAAAAACACAUUUGUUAAAUCCUGGUGGUUUAUUUCUAUUUAUUAAUUCAUGCAUAUUCAUUUCUGUAUAUCUUUAUUUACUGUUUAUUAAUUAGUUUAUAUUAAUCACCUGUCUUGCUUUGACUGCAUUAAAACUUCGAGACACCAUUUUCCAGUUUUCAAACAAACAAACAUACACACACACACACACACACACACACACACACACACACACACACACACACAUGUGCAGUAGGGAGUGAACUGGUAAAGAAUUAAGAAAGAGAUGGGAAGAUCAUUUCGUUAAAUUGUAAUUAACAUUUGUUCAUGUUGUAAUAAACCUCUCUCUCUCUAUAUAUAUAAUUGUAAAGAGGUUUAACCAGAUGUAUGGAGAACAGAGGGUACAUCACACCAAAUUUUAUUUCUCCAAUCACCUCUCAUCUCUCCAUCAUCCUCCACUCCAGGUGAGUUUAUCAUUCCUGCCUUCAGUCAGGAAGAGAACAUGCUGUGGAAUGGUUCAGAUAGGCGGGGCCAAUGCCAAACAAAGAGAAACCCCCAGCAUUCAUCACAAUAUUUAGCCACGCCCACCCAAUUACAAUAUUGGAAAUACUGAUUACCAGAUAAAGCUUGCUAUGAGCUGGUCUCACUGCUCAGUCUCUCUCUCACACACACUCCCACACACUCUCAGGACUUAUUACGACAAAAUGGACCAGCUACUUCAAUUCAGCACACGCUUUUCAGCAGUGUUUAAGCACUUCGAAAAUAUCCGGUGUCCUCAGGUGAAGAACGUCUGGCUGUACAGAACCCGAGGCAGGAGACGAGCUCUGGAGUCCAUGGCUCUGCUCAUUAUGAUCUCUCUGUGUGUGCUCCUGAUCCUGUAUAUCACCACGCCAGAAAAAUAUGACAAAAUCACAUCACAGAAGAUGGUUCGUGAGGCCCAGCCUCUGGAGAUGACGACUCCUAGGUGUGAACAAAACAUGUCAGUCGCUAACAUUGAGGAAUUUUCUACCUUUCCAACUGCUAUGCAGGACUUCCUGUAUUACCGCCACUGCAGGAAUUUCCCAAUGUUGCUCACCGUUCCUAACAAGUGCACCAUUCCAAAGAGGUCAGGAGAACCCUUUAUUCUGCUGACCAUCAAAAGUUCACCGGAGAACUACGAACGGCGUUCGGUCUUGCGCAAAACGUGGGCGGCGGAGAGACUACAGAACGGGAUGUGGAUCCGCACCGUGUUCCUGACCGGCACCACCGGGACAGGCUUCAAGAAGCAGAGGUUAAACAAACUCCUGAAGCUGGAGAACACGAAGUACCAGGACAUUCUGCAGUGGGACUUCACGGAUUCUUUCUACAACCUCACUCUCAAGCAGGUCCUGUUCCUGGACUGGAUGCAGAACUGGUGUCCCACUGCAGAUUUCCUCUUUAACGGAGACGACGACGUUUUCGCCAACACGGACAACAUGGUGGAGUUCCUCAAAGGGCAGAGAGAUAACAACGGAAGCAAACACCUGUACAUCGGCCAGCUGCUCCUGACCAGCCCACCUGUUCGGAACAAAAACAGUAAAUAUUUCAUCCCGGAACUGAUCGAGAAAGCCGACAUGUACGCUCCAUACUGCAGUGGAGGUGGCUACCUGUACUCCCGCUUCACUGCCAGGACCAUUCUCCAGAUGUCCCAGUCCAUCACCCUGAUGCCCAUUGACGACGUUUACAUGGGCAUGUGUCUGCAACGAGCCGGACUCCGACCCAUGAACCACCAUGGAGUCUUUGCCAACGGCCUCAUUAUUCCUUCUGACAAACUGGACAUUUAUGAUCCCUGCUAUUACCGUGAGAUUAUCCUCAGCCACAAAUUCUUCCCUCAUCAGAUUUUCCUUCUGUGGGAUGAAAUACAUCGGAAAGAUUUGAACUGCUCAAAGAAAGAAGUUAAUCUGUAACACUUUAUUUAUUGUACAUUUUGAUAUGCUGAGAGAGUUUAUUCUGAGCAGCACCGGUUGUUCAGGUUUGUGCAUCACUGAAAUAAUAUGAAGAGCUGGAAUCUUUAAAUGGUAAUAUACAGCACGAAGAAUUUCACUUGUCCUUAUUUCCUUUUGUUUCCUCACUGUACCUUGUCGGGUAACUGCCCCCUCGGACUGUAUAACUUUGUAUUAUUAUACCGUCUUAACGGAACGAUUAAAGGUUAUGGAAUAUUUACGUUUACUGCAGCUGUGGGGAAAAGUUUUUAUAAAGGAUUAUUAACCUAACGUGAUCUUCAUCUGAGUUAUAAUAAUAAAUAAAUACUUAUUUAUUUGCCAGAAAGAAGCAUUAGUCUUAUUUAACAAACAACACAUUCAACAUUUUGAGUAUUUUGAGUUAACGAGAAUAAAGUCACUGUAGCCAGGUGAUAAACGACUGUCUGGAUUCUGGAUCAGUCUCGAUAAAUAAAUCAGAUCAAAUAUAGCUGUCACGCAAUUCAAAAAGAUGCAUAUAGUGGAAUAAAUACUGUAUAAUGCCUGCAGGACCGGGGCUGAAGGAACAGAGCAACGUGUUUGUUUGUUUCUUUGUUUGUUUAUGACACCACGGCGUUGCUGAGUUCUAGAUUGUGAUUGGUCAGCAGGUGUUGAUUAACUCUCUAUCACAGCAGCUCUGACAGUAGCGCAGCUGCAAAUCACAGGUUUAUUUAUAAUGAAUACGUUCGUUUUAAUAUGUUAUCGUUUCUAUAGUAACAGCUCAUUCACAGGGACGUGUACAGCAGAUGCUCCACUGAUAAUAAACUGAUUCGUGUUUAUUAUGU
Messenger RNA from Ictalurus punctatus (channel catfish), 2814 nucleotides. RefSeq names its product N-acetyllactosaminide beta-1,3-N-acetylglucosaminyltransferase 3. The transcript is spliced from 3 exons. Bases 686 to 1978 code for a protein of 430 amino acids. Gene Ontology annotation, cellular component: membrane. NCBI's taxonomy places the organism in Eukaryota, Metazoa, Chordata, Actinopteri, Siluriformes, Ictaluridae. Gene Ontology annotation, molecular function: hexosyltransferase activity. The record is from RefSeq and is a predicted model, not a curated record.